Molecule: messenger RNA, 1530 nt
Organism: Dioszegia hungarica
Lineage: Eukaryota; Fungi; Basidiomycota; Tremellomycetes; Tremellales; Bulleribasidiaceae
Product: beta-lactamase/transpeptidase-like protein
Exons: 8
Coding region: 1-1530 (509 amino acids)
Source: RefSeq, a predicted model, not a curated record
AUGAUAUCCAGCAGUCUCAAACAGCUCAUCGAAAAGACGCUGAAAGAGUGGGAAGUUCCUGGCAUAGCUAUCGCCCUUGUCGAGAAAGACGAGUCGGGGCAAUGGGGUGUCACAACCGAGGGCUUUGGCAUGCGAGAUUCGAAGCAGGCUGUGGAUGAGAAGACCCUGUUUGCAGUUGCAUCCAACUCCAAGCUCUUCACAGCGCUGUCGGUCUCGAUGAUCAUCGCUCGCUCAGAGGGCAAGAUUAAGUACACGACCAAGAUCAAAGACCUUUUGCCCGAGUUCUCGAUGAAGGACAAGCUGGCGUCCGAGAGGUGCACCCUCGAAGACUUACUUUGUCACCGCUCGGGUCUUGGGCGGUUCAAUGACCUGCUCGCGUAUGAGAAACUGGACGAUCUCCCGGGAUGUAUCUCAGCGCUCGACUCGGCCGCCGACUUCCGCGAUGUCUACUUGUACAACAAUUGGGCUUAUGACCUCUUGGCCCUCAUCGUCCAACGUGUCUCUGGUAUCGAAUACCACCUCUUUGUCCAGCGCAACAUUCUCGAUCCUCUCGGCAUGGCGUACACCACAUUCGAGCUGGACAAGGCGGGCGGAAACGUCGCGACGGGUCACUGGCGGCAUGGCGAGACGGCGGACGGCGCGGGAAAGAAUAUUGAGUUGGCGAACGGCCUGAAUAUGGGCAGGGGGCUGCGGGGUGCGGGUGGGAUGAUGAGCAACGCCAAGGACAUGGCAAUCUGGCUUCGUACGCUACUGGAACAAGGCGGUGCCAAUCUUCCGGAUGAUUCCGUCAAGCAGUUCUUUAAAGACUCUAUCCGCGGCCGCACCAUCGUCGACGUCGUCGCUGAGACCUCGGACCUUACGCCAAAGCUGUACGGUCUCGCGCGGCGUAUUGGGUCGUAUCAAGGUGUCCAGUUCAUCGAGCAUGGCGGGGCGGUGUCUGGUCACAUGUCGCAAGUCUGCGUGAUUCCCGACCACAACUUCGGCGUGGCGCUCAUGACUAACUCGUCGCCCUGGGGGGAUCUGGUGUACAAUAUCAUCAAGUGGCGGCUGUUUGAAGAGAAGUGUGGCCUGAAGCGAGUCGAUUGGAAUGCUCGGUACACCGCGAGGAGGCAGCGCGAGCUACAGGCUGCUUCGCCCGAAUACAUCUUUCCUGCCGUCCCCGUCGACACCACGCCGGUACCCAUCAGCGAUGCCGAGCUAUGCAGCACCUACACGUCGGGCGGGCUAUCACUCACCGUUAGCAAGGUCGUUCCUCGCUCAGACUUUCCUCAGCUCGAGGCGUUGCCGCACUUCCCGAUGAUGUGGGGACGGGUCUCGGUCAUCCUUGCCCAUAGAUCCGGCAGGGUGUAUGACGGGUGUCUAGAGUAUACUCCGCUGGGGCAGGAAGGGGUCAAGAUGCACGGCAAGAAGAUGGUAGUGGAGGUGGAAGUGGAGGGAGACACGGUCCGAGGGCUAGGGAUCAAGGGGAUGAUUGGGGCGCCGGUGACGCGGACAGGCGAGGCACAGGCCGAUAUCUACUUUGCCAAAUAG